Messenger RNA from Scaptodrosophila lebanonensis, 3109 nucleotides. RefSeq lists its product as uncharacterized. The record is from RefSeq and is a predicted model, not a curated record. The transcript is spliced from 3 exons. The coding region runs from base 37 to 2952 and encodes 971 amino acids. Lineage: Eukaryota; Metazoa; Arthropoda; Insecta; Diptera; Drosophilidae.
GCAAAUGAUUCCCAUAUAUUUGUGUAACAACAUGAAAUGUUUGGUUGGUCCGGCCCCCAGCGCGCAAGUCCAAUAACAUUAUUUUGCCUAUUGCUAAUUAUUUCAAUUCAGACAAACGCAACUGUGCCCAGCAAUAUGGAUUCAGCAAAGAAGCGGCCAGUGAGUUUGCCCGUCAAGCAGGUCGCCACAUGGAGGAGAGGGCCUGAGAGUAAAUUGAACGUCCGACGACUGUACGAUGCCUAUAAGCAGCGACUGAAACUGCAGGACGAUCGGGAUGAUCACGCCAAAGGUGUGCGUUCGGCAGCCGGCUCUGCCAGAAACACCAACCACGCCCACAAGGAACAGAGGUUGAAGGUUGUAAAGCUCAUGAUAUCUCCCACAAGAUACGAUGCAACGGACGAGCGCCAAAACGAAGACAACAACAAUAUGAGCCCAAAAAAGACCACGGAUGUAGAGGAUGAGCAGAACGAUCGAGAAAAACCGGAUGUGAAGCAUCCAGUCGUCAGUGGUAUGAUGAUAUUAAAGGUGGAUAUGCCGACACCGAACCCUGACCCAAAGCCCAUUCAGAUGCCUCUCGGACUUUCCCAGCUGAUUCACCUCUAUGAUGAAUAUACCAAGUCCUGGCGCCAACCUUCAGGGGAGCUCAAGCCGAUGCCUGUAUACGAGGAAGCAUCUAAUGCCGAGCCCAUCAUCACGGAAUCUGCUCCAAAUGCGUUACAUAAGCUUUUCAAUGUGUUACAGCAUCUGGAGUUGGACCCGGAUGCGCUUAAAAUCAACAGGCCACCCCAACCAAGUAACAAUCGCGAGAGUGCAGGACCUUCCGAUAGAAACGAGGCACCCCAUCGGGACGACUUUAAUGUACUCUUGCACAGGCUGGAACCGAAGCUCUCCUCGAAUAUAUUUAAGCGGGUGACCGACGAAAUAGGUGCCAUACGAAGCCACAUCAAGGCGGGUGGCCUCUACGAUGAGUACAAAAAAAGGCUCUGCCAGAUACUGAGGGAUCAGAAAAACACACGCAAUAUCAAAUCCGACGAUUCCGGCAUAACCAGCGAAAGUGAUAUGCCCAUCGAUAGCGAGAAUUCGAGGAAGACAAAUAGCGUAAACGACUGCUGGUGUGACGCCUCAAAACCAGCCAAGUUUGCAACCGAGAAAGCGCACGCCGUGGCCAGAUUGUUCGCCAAGGAUAAAAUGCUAAGGAAAAACAAACCAGUCAGCAAUGUGAAAGGAAAGCCACAGAACGGCUAUGCGAAAGCAUUGGAUGCAUUCGCUUUCUGCGGAGCGGAUGCUUGCAAGGGCAACGGUGGCCAAAAACCAUAUUAUCUGCCCAACUCGAAGAACCGCCAGCUGGUGUGGAACGAAGUGCCUUUGUUGAAAAAGGGCGAUAGUUCUAGUAACAGCUCUAGAUUGAACGCUGUUAAUACUACGGAUGGCUCGACAUUUGUAGGGCCUGUAGCUGGACCGACCGCUGAUGGCGGUACAUCUGGAUUUGGUCUCAAGUUUAAAUCUAAAACUGGUGAACGACCUACCUUCAGCAAUCUUCCCAGCAAGCCCUAUUCCGGCCUAGAUCCAGCACAUAUUAGAACAGCCAUUCAUAACUUUAGGAACACCUCCUUCUUCAGCCUGUACGAUGAGUACCAAAAGCAAAUUGAUAACCUACACAAGGUACUGAAGUCAAAGCAAAACUGGUGGAACGAGGCACAAAACUGGACAAGCAAUGGUGGAGCUAUUCCUGCGGAAGUUUUUCCAGCCGAUACUGAAGCAAGCUCCGAGCAUAACCACAUUCCAUCUUCCCUAGCCCAGCUGGAAGAAGGUGUUGGUAUAAGCAACAAUAAUCACAUGGUCUUCCCGGAUGUACUCACUCAGGCCUUGGCCUCGUCAAUGAAUGUACUGAGUCCUGGUCCCAUCACUGGGUCUGGCGGCGUACUCGAAAACAUGGCUACGCAAUUGAAUCUGUCUCCAGUCGAAUUGGCCCAGCGAAUCGCGAAUGUUGGGCAAACGGGCGACACCCGAAUCCUGCGAAAUGAAAUGUUGGCUCCAAAUGCAGGACCAGCACCUAACUCCAUGCCGCAAUCAGCCAGCUCGACCAGCGCUGCUCGAAUGCCGGCGGUAAGCCCAAUGCCCGCCAUAAAUGUUCCAGUAAAGCUAGCCGAGAAUGCGAUCGACACAACACAGUCCUCAAACUUGGCCCCCAUACUAGACAAGAUACUGCAACGACUUCAGACCAUGCAGCAGGCCAAACUGGAGGAGACAACAGAAGACGCAGUCGCAGUGGCUCCUACAACAGAUAAACCGCUGCCUUGCUGCUUUGCUGAUCCCACGGAUGGAGCACCGUGUGAUCUAAUUGGCUCCUGGGAGUCCCUGCUGCUGGGGGUGCGCAUCAACAUCAAGGACACCAGAGAGAAAGCUGAAGAUGAUUACAAGCCGACCUGCGCUCAGCCCAAAUAUCGUCGCUUCAGUGCUGGGCGAUUCUCUCGCCAAUGUGUCAAGAUCAACAGCAGCCAAAUUCGGGAGCUAUCGGAAGCCAAGGCCGUUGAUAAUGCCGUCUCCUUGAAUAUAAGCAUACAGGAGACGGUGCCGCCUCGUGCCCAUGAUAUCAUUGAGAAUGUCACCGAGUGGUCAUUCACAGGACAUACGCUGAGCGCGCUUGGCGGACCGUUGUCACUCUCUUGUCGCAAAAUCGACUCCAAUCUGAUUGGCACCUUUGUCGGCUAUUGUCGCACGUGCGGCUGUGUGGACACCAUUUUCGGGUCAUGGACAUUUUGCACACCCUCUCAUGACUGUCAGGACAUCACAACGUCAAUCUUCGAACGACGCGACAUGCUGCGUCGAUACAACAUGGACAGCAAACGAAAGGAUCGCUUCAAGGAACAGCUUUACAAGAAGAGUAAAUUUGCAAAGGCAGAGAAAGAUCGCUUACUUGCGGAGCAGAAAAAAAUGAGUCGGAAAGGAUAAGUUUUAGGCAUAUUUCCAUCUAUUCAUCCAUCCUAAUGCAGUGGAUGGUUCAGCUUGGGUUCAGUUUAUUUUAAUUUCAUUUAUUUUGAUGUAUUUAUGUAUGUAUGUAUAUAUAUUUAUAUAUGUAUAUAUAUUUGAAAUGGUUUAUAAAGCUUGA